This is a messenger RNA of Hermetia illucens (black soldier fly), 919 nucleotides long. Its product is annotated as early boundary activity protein 2-like. Bases 74 to 784 code for a protein of 236 amino acids. The record is from RefSeq and is a predicted model, not a curated record. Gene Ontology annotation, molecular function: DNA binding. The transcript is spliced from 2 exons. Lineage: Eukaryota; Metazoa; Arthropoda; Insecta; Diptera; Stratiomyidae.
GUAUCUUGAAAAGAUAGACGAGUUUUGUCAAAUAUUUCUGAAAAAGCAAGGAAGAAUCUAAAGCAGUUUCAGGAUGUCAAGUUUCAGUUCGGAACUCCGGGAAGAAGGAGAUGAUCGACAGUUAUCAGAAGUAGAAAAUAAAGUUGAGAGUUUAGAGGACUGUUCAGCUAACAUAGAUAUUCAUGAUCCGAAGUCUGAGGAUUGCCAAGAUAAUACAGAAGAGUGCCAAGGUCCUUCGACAUCACCGGGCUUGGAAACUAACCCUCCAAUAUCAGAAAAGUUAUCUGAAUCUUUUGGUUUGUCCGAUGACGAAUCAAGUGCAUAUCCGGAAACUUCAACCUCAGAAGGCUCAGACGACGAUUCUCCUCUGAGGGUAAUGCCGUAUGUCCUUAAAUAUGGUCGAAUGGAAGAAUGCCAGGAUAGAGUCGCUUUGGGUCCCAACGGUACGACGAUCCCAGCAAAAGCUUUCUCCGAAUUGCAGUGGUCCCCUCUGAGAAAAAUAGCAUUUGACUUAUUGAAGCUUGUCUUCGGUAGGGACACUCUUGCGACUCAUUCUCUAAGUGGAAGAAAAUGGCCACCGUUUAGAUCAUAUGAUAAUCGGGAUAAGAAACAAUUAGAUCCAAGGAAAAUUGAAGAUAUUAUUCAUGCAGUGAAGAGUCUUGGAGGUUAUUUAGAACCAUAUAUUCGGGGAAGUAUGACGUUGCUAUGUAUAGAGGCAGCUGCAAGAAAAAAAAGGCAGAAAAAACGCGUACUCGUAGUGGGUGGUAAAGUAAUGAAAUUUUAAUGAUAGAUAGAAAUUAUGUAUAGUAUAGCGAUAGUUUGAAAGGUUGUGAUGUUUUCUAAAGUUUUUAUACUAAAUAAUAUAAUUUAGUUUGUAAGUUUUUAGUAAUUAAAUAAACAUAGGCUAAGAUAAAUGGAA